Varroa destructor (honeybee mite) is the source of this 440-nucleotide messenger RNA. RefSeq lists its product as uncharacterized. NCBI's taxonomy places the organism in Eukaryota, Metazoa, Arthropoda, Arachnida, Mesostigmata, Varroidae. The record is from RefSeq and is a predicted model, not a curated record.
UACCGGAAAUCGAAGUGGAAGAUAAUCUGUGAAAUAUAAAUAGGCUGGGGUGUCAUAUGUAACUUCAUGUUGAGGACCAGCUCCGAUCAAUGGUAUUAUUGGAUCAGCCUACGAUCGUGAUCAGGAAUGCGAUAGAAGACUUUGCUCAGAACAUGUCGCAUUUACGUUUUUUACCGACGCGAUGGAAUGGUGUUGACAUAGAGAAGUACAAAUUUACAAGCAAACCACAGCUGCGAGAGUAUCAAAAUGCACAAUUUGUCGGCUCUGUCUGCCUGCAGUCGCGGAAAAGGACGACUAGCGAACCUGGACUUUGGACACAAGCUAGAGACACUUCGUAUAUCCCGGGCCAUUCUCUAAGAGCCGGAUGUUUUCCGGAAAAGCCGAAAAGAGAAAAUGCGUUAGUCCAUAAUAAGUCGGAACCGGAAUUCAAACGGGCUUGA